UUUCAAUUUGCCCCCGUCAUUUUGCUUGACUCAACUCAGCCCGACUCCUGAAACUGCCACGUUACUCAAAUCGGUGCCGGAAACGUAAAAAUUAUAUUCAGUCGGUGUUUGCGUCUCAACCGGCUAGUCCACUCAGAGCUACCGGCCGGCAUGAAUUACGAGCAGCGACUCAUAGCGGCGGCGAAGUACAUACACGGCGAUGACUCAACCGCCGUAGACGCUCCGCUUAGCUCCGCCGACUUGGGACUCAAAGCGACGCUCAAGCCGCACCAAGUUGAAGGAGUCUCAUGGCUCAUCCGAAGAUAUCGUCUCGGCGUCAAUGUCAUUCUCGGGGAUGAGAUGGGAUUGGGAAAGACACUGCAAGCAAUAUCGCUCUUGAGCUACUUAAAGGUUUCACAGAAGUCUAAUGGGCCGUUUUUAAUACUAUGCCCACUUAGUGUGACUGAUGGUUGGAAGUGUGAGUUAGCUAACUUUGCUCCAAAGCUGAAAGUAACCCACUAUGUUGGGGAGAAAGAGCAUCGCCGCAGUCUGCGUAGGAAAAUGUAUGAGCAUGCUUCCAAGGAGUCACUGCCUGAUGUCUUACAGAUGCCAUCAUUACCAUUUGAUGUUCUAUUAACAACUUAUGAGAUUGCAUUGAUUGAUCAAGAAUUUCUUUCCCAAGUUCCAUGGCAUUAUGUAAUAAUUGAUGAAGCACAAAGAUUGAAGAAUACGAGCAGUGUCCUGUACAAUGUCCUCAAAGAGCAGUUUUUGAUGCCAAGAAAAUUACUGAUGACUGGCACACCUAUACAGAACAAUCUUUCUGAACUUUGGGCAUUGAUGCACUUCUGUAUGCCUUCAAUUUUUGGAACAUCAGAGCAGUUCCUCUCUGCAUUCAAGGAAGCUGGAGAUCCUUCAUGCUAUAAUGCAGAAAAAGCCAAGGGACAACUCAAAAUUUUGAAAUAUAUACUUGGGGCCUUUAUGCUUAGAAGAACUAAAAAUCAACUGAUUGAAUCUGGAACUCUUGUACUGCCAUCUCUUACUGAGAUAACAGUGAUGGCACCUUUGGUGGCACUGCAGAAGAAGGUAUAUAUGUCAAUAUUGAGGAAGGAAUUACCCCAGUUACUAGCUCUUUCUUCUGGAGGCUCAACUAGGUCAUUACAGAAUAUUGUAAUACAGCUAAGAAAAGCAUGCAGUCACCCUUACCUUUUUCCCGGUAUUGAGCCUGAACCAUAUGAAGAGGGUGAGCACCUGGUUCAGGGCAGCGGCAAGCUUCUAGUUUUGGAUCAUCUACUCCAGAAGUUGCAUGCUUCUGGACAUCGUGUUCUUCUUUUUGCUCAGAUGACCCAAACUCUUGAUAUACUCCAGGAUUUUCUGGAACUGAGAAAAUAUUCAUAUGAGCGUCUUGAUGGUUCAAUUCGGGCAGAGGAACGAUUUGCUGCAAUAAGAAGUUUUGGCCAGACAUCAGCCAAAGGAAGCUCAGAUUCAGAAGCUGAUCAGCAGGGAGCAUUUGUCUUUAUGAUUUCAACAAGAGCUGGAGGGGUUGGAUUGAAUCUCGUGGCUGCUGAUACAGUUAUUUUUUAUGAACAGGAUUGGAAUCCCCAGGUGGACAAGCAGGCUCUGCAGCGUGCUCACCGGAUUGGUCAAAUGAAGGAUGUUUUAUCCAUUCACUUAGUUACCAGGAGGACAGUGGAGGAGGUCAUUAUGCGAAGGGCAUAUCGAAAGCUACGGCUGAGCCACAAUAUUAUAGGAGAGGAUACUAUAGAUAGGGGUGAGAAAGAGACGGAAGGAGUGGAAGCUGGUGAUUUGCGAUCCAUUGUACUUGGCUUACAGAUGCUAGAUCCUAUGGACAUGAGUAAAGAAAACUCUGAUAAGGUGGAUAUGAGUGAGUUAACUGCAAUGGCUGAAAAAGUAAUUUCAUUCCGCAAGCAGCAACAAUUGGACAAGUUUGACAAGAAGUUUGAGAUGAAUUGUAUGGACAUAGUCAAUGGCAGUUGUUCUAUCACUGAGGGAAUUUCAGAUCCCGUUGAUAAUGAUCCUGUUGAAGAUGAGAAUUCAUAUCAAUCUUGGAUUGAAAAGUUCAAGGAAGUAUUGCAGGCAAAUAAUACUCCAAUUAUGGAGCUGGGAAGUAGGAGAAGAUUGGUAGAGGAGAAUCAUCUAAAAGCAGAAGCUGCAAGGAAAAGGGCAGAGGAGAAAAAACUGUCUGAAUGGGAAGCUCUAGGCUAUCAUUCAUUGUCUGUGAAAGAUCCAGUGUGCCCUGAUGAUAAGGAUAUUAAAUCAGAUUCUGGUUCUGUCCAUUUUGUUUAUGGGGAUUGCACACUUCCCUCAAAGGCGUGUCCAUCAGAGCCUACAGUUAUAUUCAGCUGUGUUGAUGACUCAGGAAACUGGGGCCAUGGAGGAAUGUUUAAUGCACUUGCUAGGCUUUCAGCAAGCAUCCCUAUGGCAUAUGAACGAGCAUCUGAAUUUGGUGAUCUGCACAUAGGUGAUCUCCAUCUUAUAGAAAUUAGAGAUGAUUGUAAUGGUGACAGUAAUGACAAUACCUCACCUCAUAUUCCUCAAUGGGUUGCUUUGGCUGUUGUUCAAUCAUACAAUCCUAGGAGAAAAGUCCCCAGGAGUAAUAUAUCUAUCCCGAGCUUAGAAGAUUGCCUGUUGAAAGCAUCUUAUGUGGCUGCUCAGAAGUCUGCAUCAAUCCACAUGCCACGAAUCGGCUAUCAGGAUGGGACUGACAGGUCAGAAUGGUACACAAUUGAGCGCCUUCUGCGGAAAUAUGCUUCCAUGUUUGGUGUAAAGAUUUUUGUGUAUUAUUUUCGACGUUCUGCACAAGGAUAGGUGAGUAAGUACAGCAGAACCCUCUGGUCUGCAUAUUUCACUCACAGCUUCUUACUGGCAUCAUGCUUAUACAAUUUUGAGAGCACAUCUUUUCUUUGAUGAAGAUGUUUGAGCUAACAUCUAGGGUGGACCUGUAAGUGUUGUUAGUAUUAGGACCUGGAACUAUGUAUUUAUAUUGUAAUAUCAUAUUUUAAAGAAUGAUACAAGUCAGCUGGUAUGUUUCU
This is a messenger RNA of Ipomoea nil (Japanese morning glory), 3029 nucleotides long. Its product is annotated as probable helicase CHR10. Gene Ontology annotation, molecular function: ATP-dependent chromatin remodeler activity; DNA helicase activity; ATP binding. The coding region runs from base 151 to 2805 and encodes 884 amino acids. NCBI's taxonomy places the organism in Eukaryota, Viridiplantae, Streptophyta, Magnoliopsida, Solanales, Convolvulaceae. Gene Ontology annotation, biological process: DNA repair; chromatin remodeling. The record is from RefSeq and is a predicted model, not a curated record. The transcript is spliced from 17 exons.